Messenger RNA from Monodelphis domestica (gray short-tailed opossum), 4850 nucleotides. RefSeq names its product leucine rich repeat, Ig-like and transmembrane domains 2 (gene LRIT2). The record is from RefSeq and is a predicted model, not a curated record. Gene Ontology annotation, molecular function: protein binding. NCBI's taxonomy places the organism in Eukaryota, Metazoa, Chordata, Mammalia, Didelphimorphia, Didelphidae.
AUAGGAAAUAUAACAACAUUCUUCUUUUCCAAAGUAUUCAUUUUUCCUUUGAAUCUUCUAAUAUAUAGUUUGGGGACUGUGAUGAAAUUGUGGUUGAGGAGGUACUAAGAAGGAACAUUAGAACUUAAAGGAUCAUAAAUCAGACAGUUUAUUAUUCUCAGACAAGGAAAUGCAUGUGGUUCCCUUGUCCUUCAGUUGCAUCAGUAGCUUAGGCAUAAUAUAGCUUAGGCUAUGUACUCUAAUAGAGAGCCCAGAUCUAGGUUUCUGCCCUUAUAUCUGAUUGUUAUGGUGGGACAGUUUUAUAGGACUGAGUAGGAGAAGGACUUUAGGAGUUAUCAAUCAGUGGGUUGGAUUGUCACCCCAUAUUCUCCCCAAAUCAACUACAAGGACAUUGUAAUUAGUAACAAUUGCUAACCUUACAUAUCUGGAAUUGAUGUAAUUUCCUAAGAUAGUAGUUUGCUAAUAUGAUAAUCGUAACCCUAAAUGUAGCUAAACAAGCCAGUUGUUGGGUAUACAGGAACUUUUUGGUAUAUAGAUGGAUUAAAUUGUUGAACAUAGAGUCCCUUUUAUCAGAUAGGACCUAGCAAUAAAUGUCUUCACAGGGAGAACGGUUGUAUAAAUGCAAAGAAAACUGGAUUUGGACUUGAAUCAUGACUUGGCUAUUUAUUAAUAUGUGUCCUUAGGUAAAUUACUCUCUGGGCUCAGUUUUCUCUUCUGUAAGAUGAGAGGAAGUUGGACUAGACAUUCUCUAAUGUAACUUUCAGGUAGGAAUUCUAUGUCAUUUUAAAAACUUACUGAUUUUUUCUGCAGGUCCCUGCUGUGCAUGGAUACUUCUUUGACAAAGAUCCUAGGAAACAUCCCCGAAGAUACCAAGAAACUUAGAAUAGAAAACUCUCACUUAACUGAACUGCCUUAUGGGUCUUUUCCUAACAACAGUGCCUUGGAAUUCCUUUGGCUCAACUUUAAUAAUAUCACAGUGAUUCACCCAGGAGCCCUGGAGCAUCUAAGAGACUUGAAAGAAUUGAGGCUGCAGGGGAACAUGUUGUGUACAGUACCAUGGACAGCAUUCCAAGCUACUCCAGUUCUAAACAUCCUUGAUCUCAAACACAACAGACUUGAUGUUCUACCCAAGCAAGCACUUCAGUAUUUGAUUAACCUUACAUACUUAGACUUGUCCUUUAAUGAACUUACGGUGGUUUCUGUGGACGUCUUCAUCCAGUGGCCCAUGUACCAGAGGAGUCAGCAACACAUCAGUGGGGCUGAAGGCAUUUCCAAUGUGGUGUUGGCUUUGCACAAUAAUCCAUGGAUGUGUGACUGCCAUCUAAAGGGGCUGGUUCAAUUUUUCAAAUUCAUCAGACCUCCUGUAAUACUAAUGAACUCCUACCUAAUGUGCCAGAGUCCUCUGUCAAAGGCAGGGCAAUUUUUUUAUGAAGUAGAGCUCACUAGCUGCAUGAAGCCAAAGACUUCAACUCCUAAUUCUAACAUCACUGUCCAAGUGGGACUAAACAUCACUCUAAGCUGCCUGGUGCAGGCCAGCCCCUUACCAAAUAUUAUAUGGACUUAUCCACUGAAGAAGUUGAGGGAAUUUGAUGUAUCUACCUCUCCUACUGGGGAAGACUCUAUCCAGUCUGAAUUGGUGAUCCCCUCAGCUCAUCUGACAGAUAGCGGCAACUACUCCUGUGUGGCCACCAACUCCAUGGGCAGCAGCUCUAUCCCCAUCUCCCUCCGUGUUCAGCCUCGUCAGGCUGUGCCCUCUUCCUCUUCCUCUUUGGCUUCCUUGGAGGAGCAUUCUUACAUUUACAUGAGUAUUACCAAGCAGACUGUUUAUGGAAUUGGGCUAGAAUGGUAUGCAGUGACAGACAACCCUUCAGAGACCUGGUUCACACUCUACUUUGGGAUAUACGAAGCUAUCAAGAAGGAAAUGAUAUCUAUUGGCCCUGGGAUCAAUACUUACUGGGUGAAUGAUCUGCUUCCAGCCACAAAAUACGAGGCAUGCAUCAGCUUACAGAGCCAGCCACCCCGCAAGGAUCAGUGCAUUGUCUUUGUAACAGGUAAUGACAUCAGUGAGCUAGAGAAGAGGGAGAAGAUUAUCCACAUCAUUGUUGUGGUAUGUGCUUUGGUCCUGGCAGUGCCUGUAGGCACGUAUGUCUGUACCUCUGAGGCCCAUUUUGGUUGCUUGGGCCACUGUUUGAACUGCUGUCCCCAGUGGAGGAAUGGAUCGAGAUGCCGUGGCACUGUCAUAGAGAGCAGGAAUACCAUGUUCAACAACCUGGCAAGUGGAAUUGAGGAGAACCUCUCUCUUGGGGAUAUCAGAGAGGAUCAGAGAUGGAAAAAUGGGAGGGAAACUGAGAAUCAAAAUAGUGUUCACCUUUUCUAGCUAGACUAACUCCAAAGCAGGUUGACUUGGAUCCUAUCAGUCAAACCACCAACUGGGCAAGGCAACGUCCUCUUCCUGUGAACUCUAUGGUUUCUCUUUGGUCUGGAAAUAUUGUUGAACCACCAGAAGUUGAGCAUGUUUCACCUUCUAAUUGUAAGCUCAAUAUUCUCAAGGAAAUUGUCAAUAUAGCAAUGAGAUCUCUAAUCUAUCCAUGCCUUCUCAUCUAAGUGACUCUUGUCCAUUCCUUCCCAAAAAAUCUCCAUUAGCGAUCUACUCAUUGUAGGUCUUUUAACAUAAAGUGAGUACUGUUGUCUUCUUUAUAAGGCUAGCAGGAAGCAGUCUUGUCUGUGAUACAAAUGAUCUGGGUGCCAUUCUCCAAUGAGUGAGAAUAUCACUCAGAGAAAUACUUAAUUGUCCUCAAAGCAUAGCCCAUUUAGAGGUCUUUGAGGAUACCUUUGGUCAUCACACCAACACAUUCCUUGUAGUCUGUUUGUUAGAACAUUUCUUAAAGUAUGUAAAGGAAGCAACUAUCAUUAGUUUCACCAAUGGGUCGUGUGUUGGGGGGGGGAGUUAGUUCUUCUGUACAGUGCUUUUCUGAAAUUCUAUUAUUCAUUAAUGCCACCCUGUAAAUAAUCCUGUAAGUAAUGCCAUCCUGAAUGCAUAUAGGGCCAUUUUGUAAGCAUAGUGACUCCCUUAUUGCUGCUGAGGGAAUGGAGAAUGUUCACCACUCUUUGGGUAGACAAUGUUGUGAUGGAUUGCAAAAGCUACAAAACUCCAUGCCCUAUGUCUUCUUACUAGGACUAUGUUUUAAGGAUGUCAUUGAAAGGAAAAACAUGACUUAUUUGUUCCAAAAUAUUCAUAGCAGUGUGAUUUCAGAAAAAAGCCAUAGGCAUAAUGAUUAGUGAAUUGCUGGCAAAUUGUGGUACAUGAACAUAAUAGAAUUUUGUUUCACCAUAUUUAUUGACUGACCAUUAUAAAUGUCAGUAUUUGACAGAUUGAGAAACAUGCAGGCAUCCAUAUUAAAUGAUAUAUAGUGAAGAAAGCACAGUCAGAAUAGUCACAUACACACUGUAACUAUGCAAAGACCAUAGUAGAUAGAGUACUAAAAUUCCAGAAAAAGACCCAGAAUAAAAAGUUCAAAAGGGGACAUACAAAUAAAAAAGAUGUCAUUAUUUUGCUAAAGCAAAUAUAUAUUAUUAAAGUUGUAAAUAGUUUGGAGCUUAUAUUUUUCACUUGAUCACCUUUUAUUUUGUUGAUCUGAAAGUUUUUGUUGAUGCUCAUCAAAUUUAGUAUUAAAAAUUAAAACAGUGAUUGAAUGAAAAGAUGGUAGCAAUAAUUAUGGAAUUCAGGUGUACCUAUCCUUGACAGGAAAUGACAACUAUGAUAAGAUAAAGAAACCUUAGUUUUGACAUGUGUGGUGAAAAAUGAUUAUAAGUCCUGCCAUCAGGGAGACAGACUUGGAUCUCAUAAACUGCAGAAGGUCAAGCUGAUUGGACGUCCAUGCCAAAGUUUAUGGUUAGCUCCUGAGAGUGGGGGUCCACCAGGUUGCUUAAGGAAAGGCAAAACAGCCUAGGUUGGGAAUGAAACAUUUCAAACCUCCAGUGAUGAAGGCACCAGGGGAUGCCUCCAUACUUUCAGUCUUGGUGAGAUAGAGAGAUCUGCAUCAAGAACAUAAUAAGAAAGUUAUGAUUUUCCUGUACCCUCCUCAGAUCUGGAUCUGGAGUGUUACAUUCAGUUGCGGGAGCUUAUGUUUUAGAAUAAUGAUAAACUGGAGAGUAUCCAGAGGACAAUCAGAAUGACAAAAAGCUUUUAGAUUAUGCUAAGUGAAUAUUGGUUGAAAUAAUUGGGGAGGCUUAGUUUGGGAAAGAGAAGACUUAAUAGUGAAACAAUGGCUUUCUUUCAGUAUUUCAAGGUCUGUCAUGCAUAAGAGGGAUUAAAUUUGUUCUGUUUGAUUACAGAGGGCAGAAUUCGGAGUAAGGCAGGUUUUAGCUUGAUGUUAAGGAGAGACUUCUUCCUAACAAGAAUUAUCUCAUAAUGGAAGGCUGUUUUGGAAGGCAGUGGGUUUUGCCAUCAAUGGUGAUUUUUGAACAAAAACUGGAUGACUGUUGGUUGGAGAUGCUGUGAAGAGGACUCUUGUUCAGACAUAAGUGGGAUCACAAAAUCUCUCAAUUUGUCAAUUCUCAUUUUUCAUUUAUGAAAUUGGUCUAAAAUCUUAUUUAUGUAGAUUUGGAUAUAUAUAUAUUUCUGAACACAUACAGAAAAUAAAUAUAUACAUGAAAUGCAAUUUUCUUAUAGGAUAUACAUAUAAAAAUAUAGUCAUGUACUAUUCACAGGUAAAUUACUGAGUUGAAUAUAUUCACCUAUAAGACACUCAUUGAUGUGUGUAUAAAUGUAUUUUCACCUAGAUUUGGAGAUUUAUAUAUCUAUAUGUGUGUUUACUUUUUCAAGAAUACAUUUCCUUAUCAAGGAUUCA